Molecule: messenger RNA, 1563 nt
Organism: Fusarium keratoplasticum
Lineage: Eukaryota; Fungi; Ascomycota; Sordariomycetes; Hypocreales; Nectriaceae
Product: FAD-binding PCMH-type domain-containing protein
Exons: 1
Coding region: 1-1563 (520 amino acids)
Molecular function (GO): FAD binding
Source: RefSeq, a predicted model, not a curated record
AUGGAUCCAACUUUUCAAGGCAACCAGUUUGCUCCAGGCACAGCUGCCUACAAUCGAGCCAAUGACCUGUACGCCACCUCUACCUACGGCCAGUCGCGCGACAUGAACCCUGGAGAGAUCCUUCAGCCUGCAAGCAUCGAAGACAUCCAGUAUGUCGUCAAGGCUGCUGCCGCGAAGGGUCAGCCUAUCGCCAUCAGAACUGGUGGGCAUCAGUACAGUGGCGCAUCCUCUACCAACCCCAAAGGUAUCCAGUUGGACCUGAAGCCUACCUUCCGACGCCCCAACAUCGACCUCAACUUGCUCCGAGACACGGCCAACGACAAGGUCUACCUCAGAUCGAGUGUCAGCUGGUCACUCGCCGAGAUCUUCGACUUUCUUAAAGAUAAUGGCGUCUUCAUGCCGACUGGACAGUGCUCCACAGUCUGCCUUGGUGGACACGUCCAGACCGGGGGCUAUGGAAUGCUUGCACGAUCCUUUGGUCUUCUUGGGGACUACGUCCGUGAACUUGACAUUGUCGACUACAAUGGUGACGUGGUCAAGGUGACCAAGGACAGUCAUCCCGACCUGUUCUAUGGCCUUCUCGGUGGCAGCCCCGGCAACCUAGGUGUCCUGACGCACUUCAAGAUCGAGGUCCAAGAUGACAAGAACUAUCGGGGCUCCAAGGGUCUAUGGAUGGCCUUCACCUAUCGUCAAGAUACGCUCAAGGCCCUCCUUGACAUUCUGGUCAAGAAGGGAGAGGACCCUAACUUCCCCCGGGGCUACGACUUCACUGUCAACAUUGUCAGCAGACAAGCCAAUCUGCUGGAUCUGUUCCCGGGAUCCGAGGACGAGCUCAAGAAGAGGCUGCCAGACGAUAUUCACAACGGCAAGGACAACAUUGCUGAUGUGCUGAAGUUCAAGUACGCACUGAUUGUCGUCUACGCCCAGUGGGUCAAUGUCGGAGGAGAGCCGUACUCGCCUGAACUCUUCAACCAGAUCAACAAGGUCCCUCACGAGUUCAAGUUUGGCAAGGAGGCCCCCGAAGGCACGCCUAUGUCUGUCAUCGCAUCCAUGUGGCUCUUCGGAAGCCCCCGCGAGUUUCCCUACCCCUACGUCAAGCGCACCAACAGCACCAAGUCGGUCACGCUCUCCAAGACCGGCUGGGCGGAUUGGUUCUCUGGCCGCAUCAACGAGGUGAUCAAGAACAAGAACAACGGCCUCUGGGUCUCAUCUCAGCUGCAGGUAUAUGGCGGCAAGUACUCAAUGUUCCAGAGGAAUGCGGGCAAUGGCACGGCCUACUGCUUCAGGGAUGCCACCUAUUCAGGCACGUGGGAUGUCUUCUAUCAGGGUACGAAAGAAGCAGCGGAAGAGUGGCAGGCGGUAAAUGACGAGGGUGCGAAGACGCACUUCAGCGAGCAAGAUAGACGUGUUCUCUGGGGGUCGUACGGGGACUGGAACAUGAAGAAUGUCUGGCAGUUUUAUUACGAUCCGGUCACGUACAAGAAGGUUCAGAAGAUUAGGGGGGCAUUUGAUCCCAAGGGAACCUUUACUGCGAACCCAUUCUGCGUCGAGGCAUUGAAGUAG